Messenger RNA from Pseudocercospora fijiensis CIRAD86, 951 nucleotides. RefSeq lists its product as uncharacterized. Lineage: Eukaryota; Fungi; Ascomycota; Dothideomycetes; Mycosphaerellales; Mycosphaerellaceae. The transcript has a single exon. Bases 1 to 951 code for a protein of 316 amino acids. The record is from RefSeq and is a predicted model, not a curated record.
AUGGUCAUUUAUUACGGCAAGUGGGACACUGGCCACGACGAGCCCCCGCAUCAAGUCGACAUACCGACUGCAUUACGCAACGUUGGUGUUGCUCUCUACGAUGACUCCCGAGCCUACGACGUCUACAUACGCUACAUCCGCGGCAAGGACCUCUACGACACAUGGAGCAUCAGGCAGCUGCAGGAACUUUGCAACGAAAAGCGUCUGCGACUUCGAGGCAUGCCCGCCGUCUAUCCUGGCCCAGUGUCCCACCCCUGGGUUCAAGAGAGCUUUCGGCGCCUGCAUGCAUUUCUCGUAGAAGCUCUGGAGAAGUCCGAAAUUGCUACAACAUUCGAAAGAUUUCUCGACCUCCACAAAGGCUUGAGGUUCAAAAUCUAUAAAAGGCACUUCAACCAGCUCUGCGAUGAAACUGGCUUGACUCCACUAGUCGCUCCACCAGCAAUCACAUUAACCUCCCACCAGGUUCGCAAAGAGGCACUUCCAAUCUUCUUCAAACGCAACUUCGUCCUACGAACCACGACGAAGGACCCAACUCUCCACGCAUCUUUCCUGCCACCCCCUCCAGCACCAGGUCUCGGCUCACUCCCAGACGCCAAAGAUCGUAAGCGGACCGUCUCCAGCAGAUUCCCCAAAGCACCUUCAAGCUACUCCAUCAACAUCAGACGUCUCAGCCUCUGCAGAUUCUCGACCACUGGGGACCGAGCAGAUGGUGGUGUUUGGUAUAUUGAUCUUGACGCUGAGAAGGUUGAGAAGCGCGUCACUUGGAUUGCUGGAGCUGGGCAUGGAGAGCGAUUCGAUGAGAAGGGAAAGAAGAAGGUGGAGAAGGGUAUUGCUGAUGCUACGUCUAGGUUGCGGAAGUGUGUGGAUGUGAUGAUGGAGAGAGAUGGAAAGUUGCUGGGAAGUGAUUCUUUGAUUUUCAGGGAUGCGAUCGAGAGCAAUGGCAAGAAGUGA